Molecule: messenger RNA, 1018 nt
Organism: Fulmarus glacialis (Northern fulmar)
Lineage: Eukaryota; Metazoa; Chordata; Aves; Procellariiformes; Procellariidae
Gene: COPS8
Product: COP9 signalosome subunit 8
Exons: 7
Coding region: 66-542 (158 amino acids)
Biological process (GO): protein deneddylation; COP9 signalosome assembly
Cellular component (GO): COP9 signalosome
Source: RefSeq, a predicted model, not a curated record
CUGGAGGAAUUGCAACACCCCUUGUUUAUGGCCAACUUCUAGCUUUAUACCUGUUGCAUAAUGACAUGAAUAAUGCACGGUAUCUUUGGAAAAGAAUCCCUCCUGCUAUCAAAUCUGCAAAUGCUGAACUUGGUGCAGUCUGGUCAGUAGGACAAAGAAUCUGGCAGAGAGACUUCCCAGGAAUCUACACAACAAUCAGUGCGCAUCAGUGGUCUGAGACUGUUCAACCAAUCAUGGAAGCACUUAGAGAUGCAACUAGGAGACGAGCCUUUGGACUGGUUUCUCAGGCAUAUACCUCAAUAGUUGCAGAUGAUUUUGCAGCCUUUGUGGGGCUUCCUGUAGAAGAAGCUGUGAAAGGUGUAUUAGAACAGGGCUGGCAAGCAGACUUUUCAACUCGUAUGGUAAUGCCUAAAAAGCCAGGUGUGCUGGAAGCUUCCUUUAACAGAUUUAUUCCUUCAUCAGAACCUGCUCCGCUUCCACCAAUUCCAAAUGAACAGCAGUUGGCCAGAUUGACUGACUAUGUGGCUUUCCUUGAAAAUUGAUUACUCUGCUCCUGUAUUCAAAACAACUUGGGAAUCCUGUGUACUGACAGUUCUAGAAAUCUAAGAUUUAUUUUAUUUCGUAUCUGUUAAAUGUUGCAGCGUCCCCUACUCAAAUGUGUGAAGUGUAUGUUAUUCCAAUUCGUGUUUUGCCAAAGCCAACCUAGCAAUUGAAACAAUCCUUUGACUCCUGUAAUAUUUAUUCAGUAGGUACACAGCAGUAUUACAUAGUAAGUUUUUUUAUUGACUUGUAGCUGAGAGGGGCAGAACUUUUUUUCAGGUAUACUAGAAAUGGAGAAGAAAAAUUGAGUAAUGAAGCAGGUUAACUGUGUUGAGGAGUUUAUGCUAGUAGGUUAUGUGCUUCUAUGCUGAGUAUUGCAGUGCUUAUCACAGAUCAAUUGCAUGUUGAACUGAAGUACAAAGAGCAGAAGACUGCCCUACCCAUAUCUGCAGAGAAAAUAUUUUGGUGAAACAGUAAC